UUGUGUUUAUAAAGCUGCAGGAGGCAACACAGUGAGAAGAGCAGCCAACAGAGCUGGAAAGUGCUCAGCUGGCUUUCAGUCACUGUAUUCCCUGUGAUCCUUUUAGACAUUUUGUAGGAGAAACCCAACAUGAGAAUACUUUUAAUUCUUACUGCCAUAGCUGUGGUGUCAAGGGCCCAGACUGACUGCUCUGGAGGGGCUUGUUACCCACCUGUGGAGGACCUGCUCCUGGGCAGGGCCAACCAGCUCCAUGCGUCCUCCACCUGUGGCCUCAUGGGCUCUGAGAGCUACUGCACCCCUUAUGUACAGGCUCAGAUGAAGUGUUGUCCAUGUGACUCCCGGAGCCCAAAUGGUCCACUGGCCCACACUGUGCAGGACGCCCUGUCCACCUCAGGACCAGACAGAUGGUGGCAAUCCAAGAAAGGUGUAAGUCCAGUUACUCUCCAGCUGGACCUUGGCAGCCUGUUCCAGCUUGACAACCUGGUGCUCAGUUUCAAGGGUCCUCGUCCCAGUGCCUUUGUCAUAGAAAAAACGCUGGACAAUGGCCGAACAUGGCAGCCUGCUCUCUACUUGGCCACAGACUGCCCAAAAUCCUUUCCAGGCGUCUCCACAACAACACCUCUCUCCAUGGAUGAGACGUACUGCUCCACACUGCCCCCUGCUGGAGCAAACCCAUACCAAGAUCACACUAUCCAGUUCCGUCCUCUGCGUCAGUACAUUUAUGUCCCAGUUCCAGGCAGCCAAAAAAUUGAAGAUGUGUCUGGCUUGACAGGGUUGAGGGUGAGGCUGACAGAGCUCGGCGAUGUCCCGCAUCUCCCAGGCAGAGCGCUGAGCAGGUUCUACGCCCUGAAGGAGAUGAGGGUGAUGGGCAGCUGCAUGUGCCACGGACACGCCAAGCGCUGCCUGCCAGACACCAGCCAGGCUCAGUCCAACACCGUACAGGUGGGUCCUCUGUGUGACUGCCAGCACAACACCGCAGGUGUGAACUGUGAGUAUUGUGCUGAUCUCUACAACGAUCUUGCCUGGAGGCCUGCGGAGGAAGGAAACACUCGUGCCUGCAAACGAUGCGAGUGCAACAACCACGCCCACCGCUGUCACUUUGACCCGGCGGUGUUUGAGGCCAGUGGGCGGAGAAGCGGCGGUGUGUGUGAGAACUGUGUGCACCACACCACAGGAGCCCAGUGUGAGCAGUGUGCUGCAGGCUACCAGCCCAACCCGCGCAGCACAAUGGACCGGCCGGACGCCUGCAUACGCUGUAUGUGCAGCGCUGAGGGCACAGUGAACGGGGGCCAGUGUGAGGGCAGCUCAGGCUCAUGUCAGUGUAAGGCCAAUGUCGAAGGUCCCUACUGUGAGCGCUGCAAGAGAGGCUACUAUGGCCUGACGGCCUCCAACCCUCUGGGAUGCUCCAAGUGUUCCUGCUCAUCAGACACAUCACUGUCAGAUGCCUGUGAUCCUGUGACCGGCCAGUGUCUCUGCCGCCCCCAUUUCCACGGGCUCAGUUGUGAAGCAUGUUCAACAGGCUACUGGAAAGCGUUCCCAUCCGGAGGCUGUGUGUCCUGCAGCUGUGACCCCACCCGUUCAUACAGUGACGCCUGUGACCAGGUGACAGGUCAGUGCCAGUGCAGACCAGGCUUCGGGGGCCGAACAUGUACAGAGUGCCCACAAAACUCAUACGGGGACCCACGUGUCCGCUGCCGACCAUGUCAGUGUGACACUGAAGGAACUCUUCCAGAGGUGUGUGAUCCGCAGACGGGCGCCUGCCUGUGUAAGGCCGGAGUCACAGGAGCUCGCUGCGAUGCCUGCGGACGAGGACGCUGUGACUCCUUCCCUGCCUGCGAGACGUGUCCCUCCUGCUUCUUCACUCUGGACGCACAGAGGCAGAAGCUCAGCUUUGCUCUGGAGAAGCUGUCGCCUGCCUUCCCCUUUCCUCCCGCGGGAGGUGUUGAGGCAGACGGGCUGCGGCCGCGCGUCUUGGCCCUGGAGGCCAAGCUGAGCCUGAUCCGGGACUCUGUGCCGCUGUCCCCUAGUUCUGCCAAACAGGUUGCUGGUGCCCUGUCCCUGUUGGACGAGCUCAGGAACCAAAUGGGGAAAGUUAAUGAUGAUCUGACGCCCCUGAGGAAAGCUCCCAGUCAGGAAUCAGAGCUGAACAAACUACAGGAUCUGCUGGACAGCCUCACGGAGGUGUACAACGCCAAGAAAGACGCCAGUGCAACGUCACGCGAUCCUAACAUCGCAGGAGCCUUUUCUGCCAUCAAGAACGCCUACGAUGACUCCACAGAUGCAGCGAAGAAGGUAAAUGCCAGCAGAGACACUGUGAAGGAGUCGGCUGGUGUCAGAAACGAAACCAUGGACCUUCAGAAGCAGAUACAGCCAGCAAACACUAGAGACCUGGACAAGCUGAACCGAAGCAUGGCCUCCACACCAGACCUCACUCCUGCUGCCAAACAGGUAUGUGGCAGUGAGCGGUCAGAGCCGUGCACCCCUCUCCAUUGUGAAGGUGGGUCUUUGUGUCCACCGACAGGAGCCCCACUUUGUGAAAAAGGGCCAGAGUGUUUGGGCGCUCUGCCGCUGAGCAAGAGGGCCUACGCUGAUGCUCAGGACGUGAAGGAGCGUCUGGACAAACUCAGUGUGAACAUAACGAAGGCUGCAGAAAAGCUACAGGAAACACAGGAGACAACCAAUCAGGUGAGAGAAGCUGCAGAAGAGCUGUUCAAUAAGAUGAAGGUGUCCAGAGAUGAACUAGAGGAUGGCUUGAAAGACCUGCGUGAUGUUGUGAAAGAGUUAAAAAAUUUCCUGUCAGACCCAUCUUCAAACCUGACACAGAUCCAGGACUUGAGUGAGUGGAUCUUGAAAGCCCAGCUGCCUCUCAGCCUGGCUCCUCUGAAGACAAAGCUGGAUGAGCUGAAGAAGCUGGCAGCCAGUCUCCCAGACAGCACAGCUGUGCUGAAGGAGGCCGAGCCACAGCUGGACAAGGCCAGGAACCUGCUGCAGGAUGCCAAGGAUGCCAGGGACACAGCAGUAGGGGUAAAGGCUGAUGUCGAUGGAUUGCUACAUACCUUUGGGCCAGUAGAGGAGUCCAUCUCUGCCAUAGAGGACAAACUACAGGACUUUACUGAUGUCAUAAAGAACCUUAGUGACAGCUUAACUAAGGUCAAAGACCAGGUGACCCCAGCAGAGAAAGCUCUAAAUGACGUGUCAGAGCUGAUAAACCCAAUGAAACCUCAACUGGACGAGCUCAAAGAUCUGCUGCAGAAUGGAAGCCAGCUGGCGCAAGAUGCUCAGGACAACGCAGACAAAGCGAAGGAGGAAGCGGAGGCUGGCAACAAGGACCUGUUGACUUUGGGGGAGAAGCUGAACCUUCUUAAGGACCAGGCUCCUCCCAGCGGGUCUGGUGGAGACGUACCGGUUGGGGAACGCCUGAUGAAACUGCAGCAGGCUGCUGGAGCCUUGGCCAACAGCACCGAAACCAUGAUGGAGGCCAUGGAAGGUAAAGCAGAUAUCCUGAGGGGGCUUCAGGAGGAGAUCCUUCAAAAGUCAACACGGCUUGAAGGACUUGACACAAAGCUUAAAGACCUUUUAGCACAACUUCGGAAGAAAGCCAACGACCUCAGCAGCUGCCAGGGCUGAAACGCAGCAAACUGCCUGCACGACGCCUGUCACUGCAACCAGCACUUCACACUAGUCGCGUUCCACUUCCAGAAGCCAGCUCUGAUGUACUAGAGAAGAGGUCCUCUAUUAAUUCAAGAGCAGUAACACUCUUUAAAAGUUUUAUAUCACUUUUUUUUGUUUUUGUAGUUUUGUUACCUGCCGCACUUCAUUGUGAACAAUACAUAAUUACAAUAUUUGAUAUUUCGGAGCUGAACAAAGGAUGAAUGUUAUUGAACAUUAUUUAUUUUCC
Molecule: messenger RNA, 3898 nt
Organism: Betta splendens (Siamese fighting fish)
Lineage: Eukaryota; Metazoa; Chordata; Actinopteri; Anabantiformes; Osphronemidae
Gene: lamb3
Product: laminin subunit beta 3
Exons: 22
Coding region: 130-3627 (1165 amino acids)
Biological process (GO): basement membrane assembly; cell migration; substrate adhesion-dependent cell spreading
Cellular component (GO): laminin trimer
Molecular function (GO): extracellular matrix structural constituent
Source: RefSeq, a predicted model, not a curated record